AUAUAAAUAAAUAAAGCUAGCGUGGUCAGCACCAAAAAUAAUAAUAAAACUUUUUCGGCAGUGCCAGUGGCAAUCAAUGUAAUAUGCCACUCAGAAAUAAUAAACAAAUAGUCGCACAAUUUCUCUUCUUAUCUCCAAAAAAAACUACUCAUCAUUAUUUAUAGAUAUUCUUCAACCUCCUCAUAUCUUAGUUGAAUCCAUAUUUCAAAGUUCAAAAAUCAAACCACAAAAAAAAGAAUGGUUGGUGCUGAACAAGUUCUGAAACUCCUAGAUUCCUAUUGGUUUGAGACUACAAUCUUAAGCAACAAAGCCCUUUCAAAACGUGAUCAAUAUUCCCAUAAUAAGAAGGUGGUGGAAGAAGGAAAAGAAGAAGAACAAGUGAUUCUUUCCACGGAUAUAAAGCUCAUAGAAGAAGUUGCAAAAGCAGCUAAUAAUACACUUGAAUUCAGGUCCUUCAGUGAUCAAAACUUGGGACACACGGCAUCUGUUUUCUCAGAUUCGCCGUCGCCGAAUUCUGUCCUCACUUUACAGAAACUGAGGACGAUUCCUUCCGGAACAGACGUAAGAGAAUUCGCAGUGGAAAGUUCUAGAAGCCAUGAAAACCAACACACAGUCAAAAGAAGAAGAUUCAAGAACAGAGGCAAUUUUUACAGCAGCAAGAGCUUAACGGAACUUGAGUUUCAGGAGCUGAAAGGGUUUAUGGAUUUGGGUUUUGUGUUCACUGAAGAAGAUAAAGAUUCAAGGUUGGUUUCUUUGAUACCUGGGUUGCAAAGAUUGGGAAGAGAAGAAAACGAAGAACAAAACAAAAAUGAUGGAAUUGCUUUGGUUUCGAAUUCUAAGCCUUAUUUAUCAGAAGCUUGGGAUUUUUAUGAACAAAAGGAGAUUAGAAAUAUUUCAUUGUUCAAUUGGAGGGUGCCAGCUUUGGGAAAUGAGAAUGACAUGAAGCACAAUCUUAAGUCUUGGGCUCAUACAGUUGCAUCUAUUGUAAGAUAAUCCUCGUCCAAAAUUCGCGUUAAAUUAUUUUUAUGUGAAAUUAAUAGUUAAAAAUUGUAAGAUAAUUUAAUAUAUUUAACUAAAUUGUCAUCACAUAAAUAACUGUACUUGAAUUUUUACCUAAAAAAUACCUUAUAUUUUUUUUGUUCU
Messenger RNA from Arachis ipaensis, 1143 nucleotides. RefSeq lists its product as uncharacterized. Lineage: Eukaryota; Viridiplantae; Streptophyta; Magnoliopsida; Fabales; Fabaceae. The record is from RefSeq and is a predicted model, not a curated record.